AGCCGGUCCUGUUCGAGCCGGGGUGGGGGGAGGUGGAAGGGUAGAGGAUCCAGGGAAACUGGCUCAUAGGAGCCUGGUAUUCGCUGUACUCACCCUGCAGCGUCUAAACCUGAGAGAGAACGCUUCGAUCAUCAAAAUAACAAACCGAGAUAUACUGCAGCUUCUAUUCACAACUUCUUCUCCAAAAAAAAACACGUUCUCUUCUUUGCCUCGAGGAAACCAAUCAGCAAGGAACCAGUUUGUUUUUCUUUUUUUUAAAAUGCAUAUGGAUUUUGAAGUAUCCUAGUCUCCCCCCCCCCCCCAAUAUCCGCGUGCAACAUCCUGCAUAUGCCAUCACCCAGGCAACCAGAACCUCUCUCCAUCACCCUCCUGCGCUCCGGCUCUCACCACCAUCAUCUGCAGCCUCCGAGAGAAACCAAACCCUCCCUUUGACGCUCGUCCUCCAAGUGGAAGCUGAUUUUUUGGCAAUUCAAAUUCUAUUUUCUUCAUUUUUUUUUAUUUUUAAAUUUUUUUAACUAGUAAGGUUCAUGUGUCGGAGAAGUCUUUUCUCUCAGCACCAAAAUGCCUGUGAGACGCGGUCAUGUUGCGCUCCAGAACACCUACCUGGACACUAUCAUCAGGAAAUUCGACGAGCAAAAUCGCAAGUUUCUAAUUGCCAACGCCCAGACGACAAACUGUGGCAUCAUCUACUGCAACGAAGGCUUCUGCGAGAUGUUUGGUUUCGCCAGGGCAGAGAUCAUGCAGCAGCCCUGUACCUGCCAGUUCUUGGUGGGGCCCGGCACCAUGAAGAGCGCCCUGGCCCAACUAGCUCAGGCCCUGCUUGGCUCAGAGGAGCUCAAGGUGGAGAUCCUCUACUACGAUAAGGAAGGAACCUGUAGACCAUGCCUGGUAGACGUUGUCCCCGUAAAAAACGAAGAAAGUCUUGUGAUCAUGUUCAUCCUCGACUUCCAGGAGCUGAUUGAUCCUUCGCUCAAGACGUCGGGCCUCAAGCAGAGAGUUGCCAAAGGAUUGAUAUACUGUCAGAAUCGCAGGUUGAAGAUGAGGCUACCGGUGCUGCGGUCCAUGCGACAACCUUCACUGUCCAAAGAUCAGUUUGAAGGAGUGGUAGUGGACUACCUGCAGCCAAACAGCGAGGAAGUCCCGCUCAAAGAGUUUCGUAUCCCAUCCAAGGAGAGCUGCAUGCAGUCUGAGACCGAAGCCCUGAUAGAACAGGACCUUGAUCCUCCAUCCCUUGCAGCCCAGUCCUACACCAAGCGGCGUUCCCUGCUGACAGACCGCCUGGACCCCAGCAACGCCUUCCCCAGGGGCCCGCUACCUCGGAGCUGUUCUCGGGACAGCGUCCAGAGCCUUCGACGCGCCUCGUCACUGGACGACAUUGAUGGCAUGAGGGCAGAAUGGAGCAGUCGACCUGUGGAUGUCCAAACCAACAGCAAUCUGAAGCCGAGCGCUCUGAACUCUACGUCGGACUCGGACCUGAUGAGACAUCGGACCAUCGGCCGCAUCCCUCAGGUUACUCUCACCUUCGGCUCGGACCGGUUGAGACCGCCUUCGCCCACUGAGAUUGAAAUCAUUGCACCCAGCAAGAUUAAAGACCGGGCACAGAAUGUCACUGAGAAGGUCACUCACGUCACUCAGGUGUUGUCCCUCGGUGCUGACGUGCUGCCAGAGUACAAGCUCCAGGCCCCACGCAUCCACAAAUGGACCAUCCUUCACUACAGCCCCUUCAAAGCGGUGUGGGACUGGAUCAUCCUGCUGCUGGUCAUCUACACCGCCGUCUUCACGCCGUACUCGGCCGCCUUCCUUCUCAACGAGGUGGAGGAAGAGCGGAGGAGAACUUGCGGAUACACCUGCAACCCGCUCAACGUGGUGGAUCUGGUGGUGGAUGUCAUGUUCAUCGUGGACAUCCUCAUCAACUUCAGGACCACCUACGUCAACCAUAACGACGAGGUGGUCAGCCACCCAGGACGCAUCGCGCAGCACUACUUCAAGGGCUGGUUCCUCAUUGACAUUGUGGCUGCCAUCCCCUUCGAUCUGCUCAUAUUCCGCACCGGGUCUGAGGAGCCUCAGACAACCACUCUGAUUGGAUUACUGAAAACAGCCAGACUGCUGAGGUUGGUACGAGUGGCCAGGAAGUUGGACCGCUACUCAGAAUAUGGAGCUGCGGUCCUUUUCCUCCUCAUGUGCACCUUUGCCCUCAUCGCUCAUUGGCUGGCCUGUAUCUGGUAUGCCAUCGGCAACGUGGAGCGCACAAGUUCUGCACGCAUCGGAGGAUUGAAGAUUGGCUGGCUGGACAACCUGGCUGAACAGAUCGGUAAACAGUACAAUGAUAGUGACCCAGCCUCGGGCCCCUCCAUCAAGGACAAGUAUGUUACAGCCCUGUACUUCACCUUCAGCAGCCUGACCAGUGUGGGGUUUGGGAACGUCUCCCCCAACACCAACCCAGAGAAGAUCUUCUCCAUCUGUGUCAUGCUCAUUGGCUCUCUGAUGUACGCCAGUAUCUUUGGUAACGUGUCGGCAAUCAUUCAGAGACUGUACUCGGGCACGGCCCGGUAUCACACCCAGAUGCUGCGGGUCAAAGAGUUCAUCCGUUUCCACCAGAUCCCAGGAGGCCUGCGACAGAGGCUGGAGGAGUACUUCCAACAUGCCUGGUCCUACACCAACGGCAUCGACAUGAACGCCGUUUUAAAGGGUUUUCCUGAGUGUCUGCAGGCUGACAUCUGCCUCCAUUUGAACCGCAGCUUGCUACAGAACUGCAAAGCUUUUCGAGGUGCCAACAAAGGCUGCCUGCGGGCUUUGGCGAUGCGAUUCAAGACCACCCACGCUCCACCGGGUGACACUCUGGUCCACAGUGGGGACAUUCUCACCGCUGUCUACUUCAUUUCCAGAGGCUCUAUAGAGAUCCUCAGGGACGAUGUGGUGGUGGCCAUACUAGGAAAGAACGACAUCUUUGGUGAGUCCAUCAGUCUGUAUGGGAGGCCAGGUAAAUCCAGCGCUGACGUCAGGGCUUUGACCUACUGCGAUCUUCACAAGAUCCUGAGAGACGACCUGCUGGAAGUGCUGGACAUGUAUCCCGACUUCUCCGAUGUGUUCUGGAACAACUUGGAGAUCACCUUCAACCUGAGAGAUGCAGAUAUAAUACAGCAGCCAACCCCGGGCAGGGACUCUGAAUGUGGCUACCGCCGGACAAGGCAUCGGAGAAGCUCCCUGCGUCGCCGAAACCGACCAGACGGCAUGGACCGUGAAGACUCUUACCCCGAUCAGUCCUGUCCAAUGGCAAACCACCACCAGGGCACGAUGGCAGAAUCCCAUUGGGAAGACCUCUGCAGCAGCGCUAGCAUCUGUUCACAGUCGAGCGAUGAGCGAGAUGAGGAACUGAAGUCCAUGGGACAUAGCAAAGGGGAGCUGUGCCUCGCCAGGGGUGACACCAGAGACUACCCCCCGGCAGUGGUCAACCUCCUGCCUCACAGUGGCCCCUCGGCUGGGAUGGGACCGCCUGUAGACCUCGGAGGACCACCAUACGCAGCAGCAGCCCCAAUCAGUGUGUCAGGUCUGUAUGGCUACUGGCCAGACCGCAGAGACAGCCAGAGACGACAGUCUUCAGCCAGGGCCAGUUUCCACCCGUCGCCCUGCGCCGAACAUCGGCCCAGUGAGCUGGAGUCCAGACUGGAGCUGCUGCAGUCCCAGUUAAACCGGCUGGAGACGCGCAUGACAGCAGACAUCAAUGUGAUCCUGCAGCUCCUCCAGAGGCAGAUGGCUCCAGUGCCUCCGGCCUACAGCGCUGUGUCCCCCAGCCCUCACCCCCCUCACCCCACUACCCUUUACAGCACAGGAGCACCCACAAUCCACACCGUCUCUCCAAUCCAGCCCGUACAGAUCGACAGCACUGCCUCACUCCUGCAGAGUCCAAACUCUGACUUCAAUCACAAAUCCAAGGACUCCCUGUCCAGUGGGAUCCAUCUCACGGUGGCCUCUGAUGACACGAUGUCCAUGUCGCCGGAGGCCGACCCACCACAUCUGCCCUCUGUGGACCUCACCCGUGCUCAAUUUUUAGGGGCCAGAGAGCUUCCUGGACUACUAUGUGUCAGCCAGCGCUUCCCCUCCCUCCCUGAGCACCUGGAGACCCCCACAGAGAAGCAGGAGAUCCAGAGGCAUGUCUCUGACCCUGUCUUGCCAGGCAGCUAGAACACCAAUUACCAACACCACCCAAAAGCCUGGUCCUUUGGACGGGACAGCCAUAUGUUCCCCACUCUGUUACUUCCCUUUUCCUCCCUUCAAACCUCCUCCGUCCUGUUGAGAUGCUGCUGUAGGGCGUGGGACGCCUUGCCUUCCACGUCACUGAGGGCUCAGAGUGCCUCCUGUUUCUUACGUACAGACCUCCACUGCACCGCCACAGGCUGCCGUGGUUUUGUGCGCCAGCGUUCCUUCACACCCGAGGUCCUGUGCAAGGAUGAGAUUAUUCCUGCCCAGCAGGGUGGGAAACAUUGUGAAACAUGAAUGGACAGUAAAGACAUUCAACAUAUACCUGCGUCAUGCUGUCGCUGGAUCCCAAACCAAGGUUUCUUUAAGGAGAGGUGAAAUGUCAAGGACUAGUAAUAUGUUUCACAAGUGAAGAACUAUCUGCAUUCACUUUGUAUAAGAAUUGCACAAUUAGACUUGAGUUUAAAGAAAUGUAAUAAUUUAUUUGAAAUUGAAUUUAUUUCCCUAAUAUUAGAGAUGUAUCGGUCUUAAGAAGAAUACAUCUAGUAAAUGUAAUAAACUAUGAGUGGGGUAAGUUAGAGACACACUUUUGUUGUUUUAGUGUAUGUUCAAACAAAUAUCAAAAGUAAUAUGCAGUAAUAUACUGUAUCUGUCUGUCAACCCCGAAGGAUUCAAGGCAGUGUUGGAGAAGCACUCAAUGAAAAGUGUCAUUUUCAUCUCAUAUUUCACGCUCCGACAUUUAAACAUGAAUAAACAGACUCGAACAAGCAGAACGGAAAAAAGAACAGAAACAGCUUCAUAGUUUCUUCUACAUUUACACGUAGCCCUUACCGUUUUGUUUUUGAACAUGACCGCUUUGCUUGGUUUCCCCUGUUUCUGUGUCGGUGCAUCUGCUCUGUUCAACUCUUUUUCAUGGUUUCACAAUGUACCUGAUGUGUUUAUCUGAAGAGUGCCAACAUUAGAGGGAUGUGUUCUCCAGUUCUCUAGACUGUGAUACUGAAACAGGUAAAAGGAAAAACUGCAGAAGCUUUGCAUCAACUGAGUGCUGUGAAGUGGACGGUAGCUGUCAAUCACACACACACACACACACACACACACAUGGAAAUGUUGCCUCAAGACGUCCUUUGUUAAGAUGAUAUUCCAGUUCCAACCACAGGGUGAAUGUAAAGACUUUGUAAGCAUUUAUAAUUCUGAAUAAUGUUUCUUGAAGCACAAAUUCCUGUUAUUUAUCUUUUUUUAGAUUAAAGACACACCGCAGAGUUACAAUGGGAGUCUGAAACGCUUUUUUUUUUUUAUUGUUCCAGAUGCACCAACAAAUAUAAUGUCACACAGUGCAGAAUAAAUAUUCUGCACUGUGUGACAGUAGACAUAAACUCUCUACAAGUGUACACCUCCACUAUGAGUCUGAUUCAACGGAUGAGAGAAUGUAAGUUAUGAAUGACUUCUGUACAAUUGUGCAAAGUCAUAUAAAAACAUUUACUCAAUUACUGUACUUAAGUACAAUUCUGAACUAUGUAAAUGUAAUGCUACUUUAGACAAUACAGUAGUUAACUGUUGCUGUUUACUUUGUAGAUUAAGAUUUUGAAAACCUAUACUGGGCACCUAAAAGAUGACGCUUUGUUAGACAGUAAAUUAAAUUAAGAACGUUUAUGAAGCCCGUCAAAUUCUUCCUUAUUCCUCCAUAAACGUGACCUAACUUUUACUUUUAAUGGAGUACUUUUACAUUGUUUUGGCAGUAUUUUUUACUUAACCUCUUAAGCUCAGGCCCUAUUUGUAGGCCUCUGCUCGAAAAUGGCAUACCCACACUAAAGUGACCAUAGUUCUGUAACUACAAGG
Messenger RNA from Anarrhichthys ocellatus (wolf-eel), 6033 nucleotides. RefSeq names its product potassium voltage-gated channel, subfamily H (eag-related), member 6a (gene kcnh6a). Gene Ontology annotation, biological process: regulation of heart rate by cardiac conduction; potassium ion transmembrane transport; membrane repolarization during cardiac muscle cell action potential. Gene Ontology annotation, molecular function: inward rectifier potassium channel activity. NCBI's taxonomy places the organism in Eukaryota, Metazoa, Chordata, Actinopteri, Perciformes, Anarhichadidae. The record is from RefSeq and is a predicted model, not a curated record. Gene Ontology annotation, cellular component: plasma membrane. Bases 562 to 4182 code for a protein of 1206 amino acids. The transcript is spliced from 16 exons.